UCGUAACCAAAUGGAAAAGGGAGGUUGAGCGAUGACGGAGCCCCUCCAAAACCGCCACCUGAAAUUCUUACUCGAUCCAGGGACAGAUUUCCAGGACAGCCUCAAUUCCCCAUCUUCUAAUAGACUAUCCUCAGACUUACAAUCACUCAUUCAUAGCCUCAAGGCCGUUCUCUGUCGCCACAUUCAUUUCCGUCACCAUGCCUAAAAAGUUGACACGCCAACCCACGCUCCCUGUCUCAUCCACCCAACCACCCGCCUCGCUCACAGAAGGCCCGCUGCCCAAACUCAUAGUCUUCGACCUCGACUACACCCUCUGGCCAUUCUGGGUCGACACGCACGUCACGCCGCCUCUCAAGCCCAACAGCACACACUCUGCCGCGACAGAUCGGUACGGCGAGGACUAUGCGUUUUACGAGGACGUGCCCAGCAUCCUGCAGGCUCUGCCUACCCUGGGCGAGGGUGUGAAAAUCGGCGUGGCCUCGAGGACGUCAGCACCCAGCCUGGCGAGAGACCUUCUCAAGCUGUUGCAUCUGCCUCCUAGCACCGACGGCGAGAAGGUGAAAAAAGCAGGCGAUGUGUUUGAUGCGGGAAUGGAGAUUUACCCCAGCUGCAAAAUCCGUCAUUUUGAAGCGUUACACAAAAGGACGGGUCUCAAGCACGAGGACAUGCUGUUCUUUGACGACGAAGCACGGAACAGGGACACGGAAACCCUGGGUGUGACCAUGUACCUGGUCAGAGAUGGUGUCACAUGGACAGAGAUUGAGAAGGGCGUGGCCGAAUGGCGCCGGAGGCGAGGAUACAAAGCAUAGAGCGCCGAGAUAUAUAGAUCUAUAGACAAAGACAAUGAUGAUGAUGAUGAUGAUGAUACCCAAAGUGCGUGUGUGUAUGUUUUCAAUCGCUUGUUUUC
Messenger RNA from Emericellopsis atlantica, 907 nucleotides. Its product is annotated as magnesium-dependent phosphatase-1 family protein. The record is from RefSeq and is a predicted model, not a curated record. The transcript has a single exon. Bases 198 to 809 code for a protein of 203 amino acids. Gene Ontology annotation, molecular function: acid phosphatase activity. NCBI's taxonomy places the organism in Eukaryota, Fungi, Ascomycota, Sordariomycetes, Hypocreales, Bionectriaceae.